UUAGCAGAGCCAAUAUCCUUUUGUGCUAAUAGCCCCGUCCUCAUUUGCUGCCUAAUUGGACUAUAUAAAGCCAAUAACAGGCGAGCUCUUAUAGCCCGGAGCCAAAGCACCACGUCUAAAGGGGGGUGGGGGGAGGCUGCCACCGCUGCUGCUGCAUGGGGCUAGGGCUGCGCGGAGCCCUCUCCCGUCGGCUGCCGCCUAAUCCCGUUUGCCAUUGUGCGUGCCCAAUCGCCGUGUACUCCCUGCAUUUAACUUGGAUGACAUUUUGAUUUCAUCAUUAGCAUCCGGCGCCAGAUUGACGCAGCAGCAGCCGGGCGCUGGUCCUCCUCGCCUCCUCCCCGCAGCAGCCCUGGGUCCCGGGCUCUGGGGGGUCUCCGGCGGCUGAGCAGCCCCCCAUGCGCGGAGGCGCUGCCUCCUCGCCCCGCCGCCCGCUCGCAGCCUGCCCCAGCCCCGCCCGGAUUGGGUGCCCCGCGCCGGGACUGAGAGGGCGGUGUAUGGUCUGAGCCGCCGCUGCCCUGCCACAGACCGGGAGGAGGAUGCCUGAGACCGGACAGGAGCCCCCCAGCAGCCAGCCGCCGCCGCCGCCCAAGGAGUCGCCUUUCUCCAUCAAGAACCUGCUCAACGGCGACCACCCCAAGGCGCCCCCCAAGCAGCCCCGAGCGCUCUUCGCCCCGGCCGCCAAGGGGGCUCUGGAUGGAGCCGGCUUUGCCCUCUCCCAGGUGGGCGAGCUCGCCUUCCCCCGCUUUGAGAUCCCGGCGCAGCGCUUUGCCCUGCAGGCGCACUACUUGGAGCGGUCUCCCACCUCCUGGUGGUACCCCUACACCCUGAGCGCCGCGGGAGCCCACCUGCCCAGGCCGGAAGCGGCAGAGAAAUCUCUUCUGCGAGACUCCUCCCCGGCCUCGGGCACUGACAGAGACUCCCCAGACCCCCUGCUGAAGGCCGAGCCGGACCGCAAGGAGCUGGACUCCAAAAGCCCCGACGAGAUCAUUCUGGAGGAGAGUGACUCGGAGGAGGGGAAGAAGGAGGAGGCCCGGGAGGACUGGAAAGCCCGAGAGGACAGCCCGGAGAAGAAGCCCUGCCGGAAGAAGAAGACCCGCACCGUCUUCUCCCGGAGCCAGGUCUUCCAGCUGGAGUCCACCUUUGACAUGAAGCGGUACCUGAGCAGCUCGGAGCGGGCCGGGCUGGCCGCCUCUCUGCACCUGACAGAGACCCAGGUCAAGAUCUGGUUUCAGAACAGAAGAAACAAGUGGAAAAGGCAGCUGGCCGCAGAGCUAGAGGCUGCCAACCUCAGCCACGCGGCCGCCCAGAGAAUAGUGAGGGUGCCUAUCCUGUACCACGAGAACUCCACCGCCGAGAACGGCACCUCGGCGGCCAACGUGCCCGUCAGCCAGCCCCUCUUAACAUUCCCCCACCCGGUCUACUACUCCCACCCGGUAGUCACAUCAGUACCGCUUCUGCGACCCGUCUGAGGACUGACCCCAUUCAACUGUCUGGUGCGCCCGUGGGGAGGGGGUGGCUUGAAAAAAAAUCACCAAAACCUCUAGGUCAGGAAAGAGGCCCGAGGAAACGGAGCAGCUGUAAAUGAUCAGUAAUUUUGUAAGUACUCCAAUGAUUUGUGCAAUUCAUCAAGCCAAUAUUUGAUGCUCUUUUUUUAAAGGGUGGUUGUUAGGAGAGGGGGAAAAAAUCACCCUAAAAAUAAAACCAGAGUUGAAGUGGAAACUUGUAGAGAACACUAGGAUUGUCACAUCUUUUUGUAAACGUGAACAAAAUAUUGCGCUGAUCUUUGUGGCUUUAAUUUUAUUUUUGUAAACAACAAUAAAUAAAAUGAUCGCGGUUUACUCCUCCAUAUUUGCCAAAUGCUAGCGGAAAACGGAAUUUCUGUUCCUUUCAUGCCUUUCCUUCUUUCCCAGCCCGGUUAAUCCUCUCGGUUCUGAUACAACUCAGAGACGCCACCAGACGUGGCUUUUAAUUUAACCAGACCUUUGUACAAAUUUGCCUGGUCACUUUGCCAAUGUUUUGCAUUGUUCUGUUUCUGUGAUGGGACUUUAUAACGCGAAAGAAAUACAGGAAAAACGAAAAAAACCUUAAUUAUAUACACAGGUUGGAUGAUCCUUUAUUUAUUAUAAUUUGUUUAGAUUUUAAAACAAUUGAUUGUGGAUUAUUAUUGUCCUAGGGUUAUUUUCUUUGAAAUGGCAUUUCAACAUUAAAAAAAUCUGUAUCCUUUUGGGGUUUUUUUGUAAAACAAAAAUCUAUUGUACUUUUUGAACUGUGCAAUAUUGUACGAAAAUUCUUAAAGCGCUGCUUUUAUUUUAAUAGUGAAAAAGGGUUUUUUUUUCAUUGUAUAAUUGCGUUCAUUCCUGUAGUUAAAAAGAAGGAAAGUGAAAAGAGAGGGAUAGGAGGAGGGAAUAAACACUAGACCUGCUAACAUAAAUAAAUAAAUAAAAGAUGUUGAGUGAGCUGAGCGCUUUAAGUGAAGGACAAUCAAUCUUUGAAAAAAGUAACUUAUUUGCUAUUAUGUACAGUUUUCUUGUAGAGUCCAUCGGAUGUGUGGGUUUUAGUAGACUGAAAUCAGUUGCUGUGUGGACACCUCCAUUCUAUCUUUCCUGCUGUCUGCUCACCUGUUGUAGGACAAUUGUUUAGUAUCAUCCCAACGUGUUGGGGUUUUUUUUGUUUUUGUUGUUUGGUUUUUUUUUUGGUUUGGUUGGGUUUUUUUUUUUUUUUUGGUUACCUAUCUAGUUCUGUCAGGAAUCGGUCCUGUUUUUAAAACAAUCAAUACUGUUAUAACUGAAU
This is a messenger RNA of Pelodiscus sinensis (Chinese soft-shelled turtle), 2790 nucleotides long. RefSeq names its product H6 family homeobox 3 (gene HMX3). The record is from RefSeq and is a predicted model, not a curated record. Gene Ontology annotation, cellular component: nucleus. NCBI's taxonomy places the organism in Eukaryota, Metazoa, Chordata, Testudines, Trionychidae. Gene Ontology annotation, biological process: regulation of transcription by RNA polymerase II. Gene Ontology annotation, molecular function: RNA polymerase II transcription regulatory region sequence-specific DNA binding; DNA-binding transcription factor activity, RNA polymerase II-specific.